Rhizoctonia solani is the source of this 1542-nucleotide messenger RNA. RefSeq lists its product as uncharacterized. The coding region runs from base 1 to 1542 and encodes 513 amino acids. Lineage: Eukaryota; Fungi; Basidiomycota; Agaricomycetes; Cantharellales; Ceratobasidiaceae. The record is from RefSeq and is a predicted model, not a curated record. The transcript is spliced from 4 exons.
AUGGUCUCUUCUGUGAGCCCUGUUGGGUCCAAGGUCAACACUCAUUCGCCCACUGUAUCGAUAUCUUCCGACGGAACGUUAUCAACGUCUGAGCGACCGCGCAUUAUAUCUGGAGAAGGAUUGGCACUCUUGUCCCGUAUCAGAGCUUUGGAGUCGAGCUUCCCUCCUCAAACUCCUCAAACUCCUCCCUCUCAGACCGUUGGUGGACGUUCGAUCUCGAUGGGUGCUCAUGACAGCUACUUGCAAGUGCAGACUCCAAAGAAGUCGACACCUACGAUCACUAUUCCUACGCCAACCUUCUCCCCCUCGGCGUCUAUCGCACCUACCCCGGAGCUUACCCCUCACAAGUCUCCGGUAACGUUACCAGAACACAUACCGACGGUUACGUUUCCCGCCCCGCCCCUGUCCCCACCGAAAGCCAAGCGUCGCCCAAAUACGAUGGACGCUCCACCGCUGGAAUAUAGUCCGGAUAGUCCUCCACGCACUUCCAGGAGCAUGCGAGCUGCUCGCAGUACAAGAAACUCUGGACCGAAUGAAGCUGAUUCCGCCAAGGCACGCUCGAAAAAAGCCGAGCACAGUGCCCGUCCUAGCCCACUCAAUUUAGACGCUGUCCCCACUUAUCGUGAGUGGAAGUCGAAUCCUGCUGAAGUCCAUACCCAGCCUGGCGAACUUACCGGCCUCGAGUUGGACUUGGACUACCAACAGCCGACCAAAGUUGGCAAGAAGCGACAGAGUUUGAUGGAGCAGCACCAACAGCUUUUUUUAAAUGCAAAUCCAUUCCAGACACCCCCCUCGCCUUCUGGCCCGCUCUUUGGCCCCUCGCUUGGGUCUGUUGUGCCGCCGCCAUUGGAGAGUGGCCCGCCAGCUAUGCCAUUACCUCCUUCCCCUCGCCCGUUCCCGGAGAUAUCAAUGGCUGCUGGUGCUUCACCUAUUAGCAUUCGAUCGAAUGACCUGCGUCAUUCAACCCCUCAUUCGCAACGGUCUCGUUUCGACUCCCUUAUGGUUCGACCUUCCCCGUCGGUAACUCCUGUUCCGGCAUCACCCGUUAGCUCGGACGCUACACAUGCUCUGACAGCCAUCUUGACCGCCCAACGCGAGCAAUUUGACGGGAUGAGCAAACACUUGCUUGAAAUGGUCAAAUCUUUCGAAGAGGAAAAGCGAGCAUACGAGCAGCAGGCCAAGGCAAAGGAGGAUGAGCGCAAGAUCAAAGGGUUGGAAUGGCUUGUAGGGAACCUUAACCUUCGCGCUGGUGGCGGAAAAGCUGGUAAUACUGAGCUCGCCAGUGACUCGGGAUCUAAUGACGCUAAAAACUCCCGACGGCGAAGCUCGUUCCCUGGGCUAGGUGCAAAAGACGAUACUCCCAUGACUCCUCUGCCUAUAGAUCAAGCACUCGACCCGGUUGACAGGGCAAAGCGCGCUGCCUCGAUGGAUGAUGUUUUACAAAAUCUUAUUGCGCUCUCUCAAUCCGGUCGGCUCAACUCGACCCGUAGCCACCCCGAUAUUUAUGAAUGGGCUACCAACACUGCUCUACAGCAAGACUAG